Lasiosphaeria miniovina is the source of this 1802-nucleotide messenger RNA. RefSeq lists its product as uncharacterized. Bases 182 to 1333 code for a protein of 383 amino acids. Gene Ontology annotation, molecular function: magnesium ion binding; NAD binding; isocitrate dehydrogenase (NAD+) activity. Gene Ontology annotation, cellular component: mitochondrion. Gene Ontology annotation, biological process: isocitrate metabolic process; tricarboxylic acid cycle. The transcript has 5 exons. The record is from RefSeq and is a predicted model, not a curated record. Lineage: Eukaryota; Fungi; Ascomycota; Sordariomycetes; Sordariales; Lasiosphaeriaceae.
GUCCAGGCUGUUGCCCAAAAACUUGCAUCAGUGGGUGUGGGUUGGUCGGUCGCAUGCCUUGCCUAGACUUCCGCUUUUUACUCCUGCCAAAACGUCUUUUUCUCCUUCCACCUCUCAACGCCGCAUCUUUUUUGCAUCUUAGGCACUUGUAGAAAAGGCGUCGCACAAGCACACCUUCAAGAUGCUGGCUCUCCGCUCAAUUGCCGCCGUGGCGCAGCGCCAAUGCCUGCGCGCAGCACCCCGCGCAACCGUCACCAUUUCGCUGCAGAACCAAAGAUACUACUCGUCUAGCGACCCGGUUGCCAAGUUUAAUGGAAAGAAGGACUCUAGUGGUCGCUAUACCGUCAGCUUGAUCGAGGGUGACGGCAUUGGCCCCGAGAUUGCCGUGGCCGUCAAGAACAUCUUCGCCGCUGCCAAGACACCAAUUGCUUGGGAGCCCAUCAACGUCGACCCGAUACUGAAGGAUGGCAAGACUGCGAUUCCCGACGCAGCUAUUGAGAGCAUCAAGAGAAAUAAGAUAGCCCUCAAGGGACCCCUAGCCACCCCGAUUGGCAAGGGCCACGUUUCCCUCAACCUGACUCUUCGGAGGACAUUCAACCUUUUCGCCAACCUGCGACCGUGCCGGUCGGUGGCUGGCUACAAGACGCCCUACGACAACGUCGACACGGUACUGAUUCGCGAGAACACGGAAGGCGAAUAUUCGGGCAUUGAGCACGUUGUGGUGGAUGGUGUCGUCCAGAGCAUCAAGCUUAUCACUCGCGAGGCUAGCGAGCGCGUUCUGCGAUUUGCUUUCCAGCACGCCCAGUCGAUUGGCCGCAAGAAGGUGCGCGUCGUGCACAAGGCCACCAUCAUGAAGAUGAGCGACGGUCUCUUCCUCAGCUGUGCCGAGCGCCUUGCCAAGGAGUACCCCGAUAUCGAGUUCGACGCCGAGCUGCUCGACAACACGUGCCUCAAGAUGACAACAGAUCCUCUCCCGUACAACGACAAGGUGCUGGUUAUGCCCAACCUGUACGGCGAUAUUCUGUCCGACAUGUGCGCUGGCCUGAUUGGCGGUCUUGGCCUGACUCCCUCUGGAAAUAUUGGGGACGAGUGCUCCAUUUUCGAGGCUGUCCACGGCUCAGCUCCGGAUAUUGCUGGCAAGGGUCUCGCCAACCCAACUGCGCUGCUUCUCAGCUCCAUGAUGAUGCUGAGACACAUGGGUCUGGGCGAGUAUGCCGACCGGAUCGAGAAGGCGGCUUUCGACACGUUGGCAGAGGGCAAGGCCCUCACCGGCGAUCUGGGCGGAAAGGCGUCGACACAGGAUUUCACCUCAGCCAUCAUCAACAAGCUAUAAUACCACCAUUCUCUAGUGUGAACAUCCUUCCAGCCCUUAGCCCUCGCUAGACUGUACUACAACUUUACUCUAUAUACCUCGUUUAUGACCUGAUAACACCCAUAACGGACCCAUAGGUGAUUGGCGGGUGAGCUGUUACCAUGGUUGCUGGAUAGAGAGCCGGGACGCGGUUUCCUUUGUUUUUGUUCAGUUAUGGCCAUGAUUAACCCAGCUGGGAUAUCUACCCCGAAGGUGCAUGUAUAUUUGGGUCGAGUCGUGGAAACUUGGCUCUGGGGUUGCUCUCAGCUUGUCCAAAAUAGUCAUGCUGCCGUUGGUAUAAAAUAGUACCUAUUAGGAAACUGCCGAGGUGUCACGGCGCGCAACGGCCGUAGCACACUAUAACCCACUACAGGUUGCAAGUCGUCGACUUGCAAUUCUGACAUCCUUUUGGGGGUUCUAGCGCAGUGGUAGUGGGUGCUGUGAGCUGGCG